This is a messenger RNA of Zygosaccharomyces rouxii, 1128 nucleotides long. RefSeq names its product actin (gene ACT1). Bases 1 to 1128 code for a protein of 375 amino acids. The transcript has 2 exons. Lineage: Eukaryota; Fungi; Ascomycota; Saccharomycetes; Saccharomycetales; Saccharomycetaceae. The record is from RefSeq and is a predicted model, not a curated record.
AUGGAUUCUGAGGUCGCAGCUUUGGUUAUUGACAACGGUUCUGGUAUGUGUAAAGCCGGUUUCGCCGGUGACGACGCUCCACGUGCCGUUUUCCCAUCCAUUGUCGGUAGACCAAGACAUCAAGGUAUCAUGGUUGGUAUGGGCCAAAAAGACUCCUAUGUGGGUGAUGAAGCUCAAUCCAAGAGAGGUAUCUUGACUUUGCGUUACCCAAUUGAACACGGUAUCGUUACCAACUGGGACGAUAUGGAAAAGAUCUGGCACCACACUUUUUACAACGAAUUGAGAGUUGCACCAGAAGAACAUCCUGUUCUUUUGACUGAAGCUCCAAUGAACCCAAAGAGUAACAGAGAAAAGAUGACUCAAAUCAUGUUUGAAACUUUCAACGUUCCAGCUUUCUACGUUUCUAUUCAAGCUGUUUUGUCUCUUUACUCUUCUGGUAGAACCACUGGUAUCGUUUUAGAUUCUGGUGAUGGUGUUACUCACGUUGUUCCAAUUUAUGCAGGUUUCUCUAUGCCUCAUGCUAUUUUGAGAAUUGAUCUAGCUGGUAGAGAUUUGACCGACUACUUGAUGAAGAUCUUGAGUGAAAGAGGUUACUCUUUCUCCACUACUGCUGAAAGAGAAAUUGUUCGUGACAUUAAGGAAAAGCUAUGUUACGUCGCUUUGGAUUUCGAACAAGAAAUGCAAACCGCAGCUCAAUCUUCUUCUGUCGAAAAAUCUUACGAAUUGCCUGAUGGUCAAGUGAUCACUAUCGGUAACGAAAGAUUCAGAGCACCUGAAGCUCUAUUCCACCCAUCAGUUUUGUCUCUAGAAUCUUCUGGUGUUGACCAAACUACUUACAACUCUAUCAUGAAGUGUGAUGUUGAUGUUCGUAAGGACUUGUACGGUAACAUUGUGAUGUCUGGUGGUACUACCAUGUUCCCAGGUAUUGCUGAAAGAAUGCAAAAGGAAAUCACCGCUUUGGCUCCAUCUUCUAUGAAGGUUAAGAUCAUUGCUCCACCUGAAAGAAAAUACUCUGUUUGGAUUGGUGGUUCUAUUUUGGCUUCUUUGACCACUUUCCAACAAAUGUGGAUCUCCAAGCAAGAAUACGACGAAAGCGGACCAUCCAUCGUCCACCACAAGUGUUUCUAA